AUGAGCCGCGCGCACGACAUCGAUAACGACCGACCUGAACCCCUCUUCCUUUUCUACUCAUAUGAGGGCUCCCAGCCUCUUAAUCGCCUCGAGGCAUCUGCGAGGGAACCCCAGCCUUCCUCUUCAUGCAUGGUAGACCUCGCGACUUGUUUAUCGCCUUUAAAGACCGUCUCCAGUGCGGCGUUGCAUCGACGCCACCCCUCCUCCGACGAUAUGAUGGAGCCCCCUACAGACGGUUUCAAGGGCAAAGGUGUAUCCAAACCAAUUCCAAUCAUCGCUGGAGAUUCGUCUUUAGCUGCGUCGCAGAAUGGUGCGGACGACUUGUUCUCUAUGUCGCUGGGCUCAGCGGUAUAUGCAAACUCGGACCUUUCCCUCGAUGCAUCACUUCAUCCGUGUGUAUAUCCUAAUCUCGAAUCACUAUAUGACCCCACAGACAUAUCAUCUUGCAACGAGCACUCGUCUAAUGUUGAUACUUCCUCCUCGACCGAAGGCAAAGGCAAAGGGCGAGAGCUCCCUCCGAGUUUGCCUCCUCUGUCCUUCAUCACCACCGAGCUCAACUACAAGAGCUCAAACUGGCCCUCUUUCGACAUUUCAUCAUCAGCUCCAGGUCCCUCGUCAUACGACUCAUGUUUUCCAUCCAGCCGUCAGCCUGAACCUAGUCCUAGCAUCUCCGCCACCGACCGCUUUAGUGUUUCGCCGGAACCACAGGAGGAACCUGUCAUUUCCACGCUCUCCCAUCGGCGUUCCCUGUCAGAUAUCUCCGUCCAUUCCAGGCAAUCUAUCUCUGCCGCGUCGAUCACGAAAGUCAAAGUGAAGCUGGCGGGAGCGAAAAACCCUGGAAGCCUUGCCCGUAAGCUUUUGUUUAAGAAGCAGAGUAGCGCACCGAGCAGCCCAUCUCUUACAUCUGGAAGCAACACCAUAGUUGAUCAAGAUGUGCCUGGAUGUGUUCAAGCCUCUCACACGAAUUGCCUCGUUCCGUGGGCUGUGGAAGUUAAAUCUCGGACAAGGAAAGUUCCAGCCAUCCCCACAUUGGAGAUAGAUAUAGGAUUCGACGAUAUUGAACCGGCCUUUCCAAUUUUCUACGCUGGUCGUCCCUCUGAUAAUACGUUCUUGCGCACCAAAGGCCGCUCGUACUCUUCCCCAUUUCCACUGCCUUCCACUGCUCUCGAUCUUGUUCCCGCUACCACCACAGAUAUUUUCAAACCCAUCCUUACGGUUGUCCCAAACUACUUUGAUGGACUUCUUCCAAAUGAGCUGAGGAUCCAUAUACUUUCUUCAUUGGUCGACCUGCACGAUCUGGAGCAACAGAAGCUCAUAGAGGAUGGCACGUGGACCGUUCGCAAAGCGCUAAAGCAUAAAUGGACGGGCCGAGAUAAGGGCAUCCGAGAGCUGUUUAAACUGAGCAGGGUCUCCAAAUCUUGGCGCACACUUGUAUUUGACGGCCAGUUAUGGAUGAAGCUGGAUCUUCGUCCUUUUCCACAUCUAUCAUCAAGUGUCCUUUGCGAACUGUCUGAGACUGCGGGCGGUUUCAUUCAGCACAUCGACUUGACUGGACACACCGAGUUCUCCCCUUCGACGCUCCUAGAAAUAACAAACUAUUUGUGCGCAGAACCAUCUUCCAAGGAUGACUGGUCUUACACUCGCCUCACCACGAUCAAUCUGCGGGGCUGCACCGCCCUCACGAUGCGGUCGCUACACCACUUGCUGAUACGCUCGCCUUCUUUACGCAAUUUAUGUUUGAGAGGACUUACUGCCGUUACGAACACGACGUGCGAUGUCCUUGCGGUCCACUGUCCCGAGCUGCUUUCACUUGACCUGAGCCGAUGUGCUAACGUAACCGGCGAUGGUAUUCAAUCUCUGACUGCCGCCACGCUGAAGCGUCGCGAACAUCUGGCGCUGAAGGAGUUGCGGUUGUCUGGCCUACGACGCAUCACUGAUGAGGUCAUGGAGAGCCUUGGGAAGGUUGCACCGUUCCUUGAGGUGUUGGAUCUGAGCUAUGUGCGGGAUCUGCAUAACUCUGCUAUUGACGCCUUUGUGUCUUGCCCUGAGGCUGAACAUACCGGCCAGGAAAUUAUUCAGCUCACCGCUCGCGAAGCUGGCCGUAACCCCACCGAUCCAUACACUAUCUAUAGGCGGGUAACUCGAUUGCGUCAUUUAUCGCUGUCCUCGUGCAUCAUGCUCACAGAUCAUGCUUGCUCACAUUUGGCGCAUGCUGUCCCAGAGCUGGAGUUUCUGGAAAUGGCAGGCAUUGGCGUUGAACUUCGAGAUGACGGGUUGGUUCGUUUGCUCAAUACAACACCAUUCAUUCGGCGACUGGACCUUGAGGACGCCAGCGAGAUCACGGACGAUGUGUUACUAGCAAUCUCACCGGCAGUCGCAGACAUCGCUGCAAGGAAGCCUGUUCCCCCGCAAGCAGGGCAUGCCCUUGAGCAUCUUGUUAUCUCUUACGCAUCUGAGCUCACCAACGCUGCACUUCUCGACCUGAUACGCAAUUGCACACGUUUGCGCACGCUGGAAGCAGACAACACGCGCAUAUCAGGAUCCGUCGUGAAGGAGUUCGUACGACUCUGCCGGGAGCGCGCAAUUGUUGAUGCCCAGGUUGCCGUUAUAGAUUGCCGCGGCGUGGGUGAGCAGACGGUGAAGGAUCUCUCGGACGAGAUGCGUCCACGGAUUGGUUGGCGCGGAUACGAGACCCGGAAACUCGGCUUCCUCGACGCGCGAGACGAGGAGGACCUAGGCGUGGGCCAGGACGAGUGUGACCCAGCACGGGUCGCCAUCAAGACGUUCUACUCUUGGCAAACGGUGGAUGCUGUCCGGGCAGAACGCGAGAAGAAGCGUAAAUCGACGAGACGCGGUACGAAUGUGUCUUCGAGCAGCGGGGCAGAUGAAGUCUCCGGGAGUUCUGCCGGGCGCGCACGAUGGUGGUCUCCGAGUGGGCGAAGGUCAGGGACUACAUCCCCUUCAUUUUUAGACACGAAUCGCGAGAGAGAAGGUUGUACAAUCAUGUGA
Molecule: messenger RNA, 3009 nt
Organism: Fibroporia radiculosa
Lineage: Eukaryota; Fungi; Basidiomycota; Agaricomycetes; Polyporales; Fibroporiaceae
Exons: 2
Coding region: 1-3009 (1002 amino acids)
Biological process (GO): SCF-dependent proteasomal ubiquitin-dependent protein catabolic process
Cellular component (GO): SCF ubiquitin ligase complex
Molecular function (GO): protein binding
Source: RefSeq, a predicted model, not a curated record